Messenger RNA from Caenorhabditis elegans, 1206 nucleotides. It is a transcript of the gene irld-53, whose product is annotated as Receptor L-domain domain-containing protein. The record is from RefSeq and is marked reviewed. The transcript is spliced from 7 exons. The coding region runs from base 1 to 1206 and encodes 401 amino acids. NCBI's taxonomy places the organism in Eukaryota, Metazoa, Nematoda, Chromadorea, Rhabditida, Rhabditidae.
AUGAAAAUACUGAUUUCACUAAUUUUUCUAAAGUUAUCACUCGUUUCGGACUCCAAUAAAUUAGAUGUAUUUGGUGGAAUGAACCAUUAUAUGAAAUUUUUGGAGGAGAAUUGUGAGCCGCAUUGCAUUUUUCCGGAAUCUUCUCUCGCUAGUUAUAAUCUGGAUCUAUUUCCAACAAAUUGCAGCACUGUUUGCGCAGAUAUCCUAAUUGAUGAAAGAUCCAAUUUGUCCGAAUAUCAGCUAUCCCAUGCAUUUCAAAAUAUGAAACAUUUAAUUGGAAGCUUGGCAGUAAUGUCGACAGACUUCAAAAGUGGCACGUUCCUAGCUUCACUGGAAUCGGUGGAGUGUAGCACGAAAAGUCGACUUAAACCGCCUGUUGAUAUAAUAGAGCCACAGUUUAUGUGGGGCGACAACCACAAUAUGAUAAACUUGGGACUUGUUAAUCUAACCUCUAUAGGUUGUUCCAAUAUUUAUUUUCUGAGAAACACAGUUAGACUAUUGAAUCUUCCAAACCUGAAGAACAUCUACAAUCCAAAUGCAUUUACCAACGUAAUAAAAAUCCAAAUUGAAGCCAAUUUACAUGAGGAUUUCUGCAUCACAACUCAAGAAAUGCAGACUUUCAUCACCACAGAGUUUGCUUCACUAAACUGUAGACCAUGCAAGAUUUGCGAAAACAAUGUAAAUAUGUGCAAUGACUCACUAGAGAACUUGUUAGAUAAUUGUACACAUGUUAAUGGAAAUGUUAUGAUAGGACCUGAAAAUGAGCAUCUUGUAAGUAAGCUGAAGAUAGUUGAAACAAUAUACGGAAGCUUGAUUAUCAGGAGCACCAAUUUGACUCAUAUUGCGUUCUUAGAGAAUUUGAAGCAUAUUUUAACUUUUAACUAUAGCGUUUCAAUUAUUAUCGAAAACAAUCCGCAGUUUUCAAAUUUAACAUUUCCAAAUUUAAAGCGUAUCUACACAAACUCCUUGCUCACUGCCAUUAUGCUCAACAACAACAGUGACAUUUUAUCUCCCAACUUUAAAAAUUGUGACCUGAUUCAUGCACAAUUCAAAUACCUGAAAACCAAGUCAAUCUCGCUAGAUGAGAACACGUGUGAAGCAAUUCAAAGAUCGGCAAACAAUACAUUGGAAGGAAAACUUGCAAACCAUCCAAGUUUAGGAAUCAUGGGAUUUCUGAAUUUGAUAAUUAUAUUGGGCGCUUUGUGA